GGGCGCCGCAGAGGACGCGCUCCUGCACGAGCAGCUCGCCCUGGGCCUCCUGCAGCGGGGCCACGGCGUCGUGCCGGGCGGCGCCUCGCCGCGGGCGGGAGAGCCCGCUGGCGGCCAGCAGGAGAAGCCCGUCCGCGCACCGCCAGCCGCCGACGCAUCCUCGGCGACCGCGCCGUCGCACCAGCCUCCUGGAGCAGUCGGG
Molecule: messenger RNA, 202 nt
Organism: Prorocentrum cordatum
Lineage: Eukaryota; Dinophyceae; Prorocentrales; Prorocentraceae
Source: the annotation of a GenBank genome assembly